Octopus sinensis (East Asian common octopus) is the source of this 932-nucleotide messenger RNA. RefSeq lists its product as uncharacterized. The record is from RefSeq and is a predicted model, not a curated record. Gene Ontology annotation, molecular function: chitin binding. The transcript has 2 exons. Bases 113 to 583 code for a protein of 156 amino acids. Gene Ontology annotation, cellular component: extracellular region. NCBI's taxonomy places the organism in Eukaryota, Metazoa, Mollusca, Cephalopoda, Octopoda, Octopodidae.
UUCAAUAAUCAGCAAUACAAAAGGAGAACAAUUUAUAUGAACUUUCAGAAAAAUCAUUCGAGCUGAAUCAACCAACAUAAGCUAUUUUCUGACUCUUUUCAUUACGGUAAAAAUGCAUCUAAUUGCAGUCCUACUUGUAUUCUGCUGUAUAUCAUCAGCAAAAGCUGAUGGCGAAAAUGUCACAUCAUUAUGUGAAGUGGUAGCUAAAAGAACGAAAACCAAUUUUGUAAGAUCGCCAGUCAACUGUCAGGAGUUCUUUGAUUGCAGAGGCGAUUUGUCUUUGAGUAUCAAGAUGUCAUGUGGCAAAGGAACGGUGUUUUCUCAGUCUUUACAAGUCUGUGUUUAUAGACAUAGUGGUUUCGACGAUUGUGAUCGCGCCUUUUACGGAGGAAAGUUGAAUGAUCCGCUCUGUAAAAACGACACUGGACUAAACUACGACCCGCAAGACUGUGGCCGUUUUAUACCCUGUUUUGACGGUGCUUCAUAUCCUUCCAUGCCGUGUCAAAAGGAUCUUCAUUUCAGCAUCGAGCACCAAAGAUGUAUGGAACCCGAAGAAAGUAACUGUCAGCUGUAUACCUCAUAGUCAUGGAGAAGAUUCAAGAGAAACUAGUGAUGCCUUCUGUUGGCAAAGAGUUAAUACAAAAGUUUUACAAAGAGGAAUAAAUUAGUUUGUUGUGAAAAAGAGGAGUUUGAUAUUUCAGUCAGAACUCUCUGUCAAAGGGUGAUGAGAUUUACGAGCAACUGGUGAAUAAAUUCUUUCCGAAGCGUUAGAUUUCUCUUCAAGCAAAAACAACUUAUUCCACACUGAGAACAUUUUGUACUCUUCUUAGUCUAAAAAAACAUUUUAACUUGAUAACUACGUUUUAAUUAAUUAAUGGUAGUUGCUGUUGCAUUAAAUAAAGAAAUUUAGAGAUUUGUUUCAAAUACCUUAA